Molecule: messenger RNA, 1751 nt
Organism: Micropterus salmoides (largemouth bass)
Lineage: Eukaryota; Metazoa; Chordata; Actinopteri; Centrarchiformes; Centrarchidae
Product: plasminogen-like
Exons: 10
Coding region: 99-1751 (550 amino acids)
Biological process (GO): proteolysis
Molecular function (GO): serine-type endopeptidase activity
Source: RefSeq, a predicted model, not a curated record
AAGGUGUGAGGUGACAACCAUGUGGUUGCUUAGUGAGAAAAACUGUUCCAUGAAGGGGUCUUUGACAGCCCCAAGACGACAAGCUGAGUGAAGCUGCCAUGAUGCUUGGUCUCCAAAUGUUCUUGCUUUUUCAUGUUCUGACAUGUUUCGGAGGAAAUGCGCUUAGGAGUGAAAUCAUAAAUGGUAAAAAGACCAAGGCGAAGUCGAUGAAGUAUAUGGCCUCAGUGCAGAACAACAAGGGUCACGUAUGUGGAGGAUUCCUCAUCAGUGAAGACUUUGUGGUCACUGCUGCACACUGUGACGACAAGAAUCCUACAAGUGUUGUUCUUGGCACCCACAAUCUCAAGAAGGUUGAUGAUAAAACAAUGCGAUACACUGUGAAGAGGUGCAAACACCCAUCUUAUAAGAGACUUGAAUCUGGGAAUGACAUCAUGCUCCUCAAACUGUCGAGGAAAGCUCGCCCGAGCAAAAAAGUACUAAUUAAGCCAAUUCAACUUCCAAGUCGUCAAAUAAAUCUGAAAGAAAACCAAAACUGCAAAGUAGCUGGAUGGGGAUUGACAAGAACUGGUGGUCAACUUGUUAAUGACCUGCAAGAGGUGGAUGUUCCCAUCAUUAAGCUGGAAAAGUGUCAGAAGGCAUGGCAUAAUAUCCUUCCUGACAAUAUUAUCUGUGCAGGUGGAUAUGGAACAAAGAAAGGAUUCUGUCAGGGUGAUUCUGGUGGCCCUCUGGUGUACAAGGGGAAGAUUGCUGUUGGUGUUGUUUCCUUUAACAGCAAGAAUAACUGUAACUACCCAGAUGUACCCAACAUCUAUACAGAUAUAUCAAAAUUUCUUCCCUGGAUAAAAGAGAUUCUCCAGAAAAAGAAAUGUAAAGAUAAUGGGCUAUGGUUUCAUAACUGUGACUGUGGAGACAUCAAUGAUCAAGUUUGCAGCUGGAAACUUUCUGUGGUUUCUGUGCUUCAUCAAGAUUAUCUCACAGUUCAAAGAAAUGCUUGGGUUACAGGCAAGAGGAUAUUUGAGGCUGGCUGCAAAACACGUGGAAGUGAAAUCAUAAAUGGUAAAAAUACCCCAGAGAACUCAAUGCUGUAUAUGGCCUCUGUGCAGAACAACAUGGGUCAUCAUAUAUGUGGAGGAUUCCUCAUCAGUGAAGACUUUGUGGUCACUGCUGCGCACUGUGAUGACAAAAUGAUUCCUUUAAGUGUUGUUCUUGGCACCCACGAUCUCAAGAAGGUUGAUAAUAACACAAUGAGAUACAGUGUAAAGAGAUGCAAACGUCCAUCUUAUUCGAAACCUUCAUCUGGGAGUGACAUCAUGCUCCUCAAACUGUCUAAGAAAGCUCAACUGGGCAAAAGAGUAAGACUGAUUCUACUUACCAAGGCUGACAAUAAAAUAAAAGAUAAGGAAAAGUGCCGUGUCGCUGGAUGGGGUUGGACUCAAACUCAUGGUAAAGCUGUUGAUGUACUGAAGAUGGUGGACGUGCCCUUUGUCAACCUGGAGGUCUGUAAGAAAGAAUGGGCUGCUAUUGGCUUGAAUCUUCCUGCCAAUGUUAUCUGUGCCGGUGGAUAUGGCACAAACAAAGGAUUCUGUCAGGGUGAUUCGGGUGGUCCUCUGGUGUGCAGUGGGAAGGCUGUUGGUGUCGUGUCUUUCAACAUGAGAAAAAACUGUGACUACCCAAAUGUUCCUAACGUCUACACAGAUAUAUCAAAAUACCUUCCCUGGAUCAAAAAUGUUCUCAAGAAAAAGGAUUGUUAA